AUUUAUUCUUUAACUAUUUUCUCGACUUUAUUUUCUUCUUUAUCUUUUGUUGUGGAAAACAAUGUACCUGGUUAUGGAUUGGGUAUAGAUUUACUAUUUUAUUAGAAUGACUACCCAUUAAGGUAAUUUAUUGCUAUGAUCUUCUAUCUUUGGUUCAAAAAAAGUGAUAGCGAGACUAUGAUAGAAUUGGUUUGUGGCUGGUGAAUAACAUUGUAUUCUUUUUUGUUGCUAGAAUAUCCAAUAACUAAACAUUUAGGUGAUUUUAGGUCAAGUUUUGAUCGAUUAUGAUCAUAGAUUUGAACAAAAGUAGUGCAACCAAAGAUUUUUAGCAGUAGUUCUGAGGAAAAAAGUGAAAGAUGAGGGAAAGUUUGAAGUAGAAGAGAACGAUGAGUUUUGAAAUAUAAGAAACGAAAUGUGUUGCAGAGACUACUUUUCAUGUACUGUGUAUUAUGCUUUCUUUCUUUCUUUCAAGUUUUAAUGUCACAAUUUGGUUUACCACAAAGUUUAACUAGGACAACCUUAUAAUAUAUAUAUGUGUGUGUACAGAGUACAAUUGGUAAUAAUUUUGUGUAGAUAAUUCAUUGAUCAUAAAAUACAUGAGAGUGUGACAAAUAAGUUUGUUCUUCUUCAUUGAAAUAUUUCACUAAGAUGAUGAUUUUUCAGUUGUUUGUAAGAUAGAAAUGGUUGUGAAAAUCCUUCACUAUAUAUAAUAUCACUCAUAUUUCAGCCAACAAAAUUCUUAAUAAAUAGGAAAAAAGGAAAUGAAAAAAAAAAUCUUAUUUAUGAGUUAUUUUGUGAUGGAAAAGUUAAAUAAAAAAGAUAUUAGCAAGAAGCUUAAAUAGAAAUGGGUUAGUAAAUUAUAUUGGAAAUAUGAAUUGUCUUUUGGAAUCUUUUACUCUGCUAUUGAGAAGACAAGUAUUUGAAAUUUGAAUUGUCAAUAGGUUCGUAAUCUUUUAGUCCUUUUGAAUUGGGAAGUCCUGCAGUUGUUUGGGGUAUUGAAAAAUGUCAGCCACUGAAGAGUAAUUUGAUGUAUAUUUAAUUUGAUGUAUGAAGAAACAAGUUUAGUACUAUUGUUUUAAUUAUAUGCUGAUUAAAAGCUUAGUUUGAUAAUUCAUGGCAGAGAUGGUGAGAUUUUGUGGUUUGCCGAGUGAAGUUGUGGAAAAAAUUCAUGUUGUGGGUACUUGCAAUAGAGCUUGUUCACGGUACUAUUAAUGACACAGCAAAGUGGACCUCCUGGCCUUCCUAAUCACAUUCAGAACUAAUUUUUAAACUCCCUUGUUUUCUUGUUAAAUUACUACCUUUACCUUUGAAAUUGUUUAUUAUAUAUUGUUGUAACAUCAAUAUGACUACUAUAUAGCAAUAAGUUGCAAAUACUGAGACAAAGGUAUUACUAUGCAAUGUGGAGUGCUGAUGGGACACUAUAUAUGAUGUUAAUAAACAUAGAUGGAUGCUACUUGAUCGAUAGAAAUUUCAAUUUUAGAAGGGUUAAGAUGAGAUUCCCAUUUCCUUGCAAACACACAAACCAUGACCAUGAGAAUAGGAAAGUUAGUGAAAGUUAGCAGGAGGCACAAAGCUCAUGACGAAAUUGUGACUCUAUACAAGGUAUAUAUUAAUUUGAAUUGAAAGCUUGCUUUCUUUGUUUUUUAUUCAUUUUCUUUAGUACGUUGUUAUUUCUUGGGUUAAAUUGUUCUUCUAUUAUUUUUUUUCCUUUCGUAUUUGGUGGAUCGCAUGAAAAGUUUGCCAUAAACUUUUAUAAAUAAUUCUCAUUGAUGAAAAUAAUUUUGACUAAUUUUAUCAAGAAUUAGUUAUAGAAUCAGUUAGAUUCUAUUGUCGGUUAUGUUAGUUAGACUGUGUCAGUAAUGUUAGUUGGUUUUGUUAUCUCUCUGUAUUCAUUCUCUGCCUAUAUAAGGCUCUCUAUUGUAUUUUUCCAUUCAACACAGAAUGAUAAAAAUACUUCUUCUCCAGUUUCUCUGUUCUAAUAUGGUAUCAGAAGAAAUUGCCUAAAUCUUCAAGCUUUUUCACCCUUUCAUCCAUGGUGAGGACACGAGCAACUAUCUUGGCUACUUCCACCGAUCCCGUGGUCGAUGCCCCUGCUCCGAUCGAUCCCCAACCAUCUUCAAACUUCCGCUGAUAACAAUAACAAUCGAGCUCAGUCACCAGCUCCUCCACCUGUUCAACAAACUCAACCCGAUCGUCCUGCCUACGAGGACAUCAGAAGUCCCUAUUAUCUGAGUAAUGCAGACCAUCCGGGGCUCGUUCUUGCUACUCGAAUUCUUACAGAUCGAAACUUCCAACCAUGGCGCAGAGACUUCAAGAUCUCCAUUGGAGCCCGCAAUAAAACUCCAUUUCUUGAAGGUAUACUCCCUCAACCCCCUCCUAAUGAUUCUCUCUUUGGUUCUUGUAUCCGAUGUAACCAAAUGGUUAUGUCUUGGAUCUUACAUUCGAUCUCACCUGAGAUCAAAAGCAGCAUCAUGUACCUUGACACUGCUGCCGAGAUGUGGACAGUAUUACACAAUCGAUUUAAUCAAGGAAAUGGGCCAAGAAUCUUUGAGCUCAAUGAAACCCUUACUUAUCUUCAUCAAGGGGAAGAUUCUCUUAGCUCUUACUUCACUAAACUCACGACCAUUUGGGAUGAAAUUCAUCAAUUGAGGCCAAAACUUCCCUGCACUUGUGCUGCAGCAACUCAGUCCCAAGAUCAUACUAAUCAUGAUCAAGUCCUUCAAUUUCUUAAAGGACUUAAUGAAACUUACCAUGCUGUUCGUGACCAGCUAUUACUCCUUGACCCUUGUCCCCCUCUCAACAAAGUUUUUUCAAUGACUGUCAAUCAAGAACGCCAAAGAACCAUUGGCCAUCGAACCAUCCCCACCUUUGCUGCCACUGCUACUUCCACACCAGCAGCCAAUAAGACAGAUCCUGCCCCUGCUGCUAAUCAGACUUCAAGAAACAAAAAGCCCUGUCCAAUGUGUACCCACUGUCAAAAAUCUGGGCAUUAUAAGGACAAAUGCUAUUUUUUUGCAUGGUUUUCCUCCAGGAUAUGGCACUCGAAAGCCAACUGAUCCAUCAACUGUUGGGUUUUAUGCCCUAAAUAAAACUCAUUUCAAUAUAAUCAGAUUUACUUAUUAAUAUAGAUCAGAAAUAACAUUUAAUGUUGCAUGGUUCACAUGAUUUAUUUCAUGAUUAUAUGUACAUAAUGUAUAAAUUCAUCUGAAACCCUUUUCACAUACUUGAUCCUGUUUAUUGUGUUGUCAACACAUUGGAAAGUAAACAUGACUAUGUGAAUAAAGAUUCCUAGAUUUAUCAGACAUAGGGUUUUACUGAUAUGAUAAUCUACAACAGAGUUUACUUGAAUUUGGAGAAAUGCUAUGUUCUUUCCAGAGCAUUGGUUAAAGUAAAGCUCAGGUUGGAUGCAUGGAGUAUACAUCGGAAGGGACCGAUAUUGAACUUUGACUUAGAUUUAUUAAACUUACCAUAAUAUCUAUUCAAGUCAAUAUCGCCUAGUUGAUCCUAGAUCAAAUGAUCUUAAUCCUGUUAUGAUUAGGCUCAAUCUCAGGAGGCUAUUCGUGUUCUUUGAUUUGUUAGUUAAGCCUACUUUUAGGUCAGGGUGAUACGUACAUUUUGGGAACACGGUAGUGCAAUUGAGUGAGAGCGCUAACAUAAACAUGGAAUCUAUAGCUUCUAUCUGGCGAAUAGUAAGUAAAGGAUGAUCUCCUUCGAGCUUGACCAAACGAAAAUAAAUGGUGGAGAUCUCAUUUCACAUAAGCUGAAAUAUCAUUUAUACGGGGUUAAGUGUUUUAAGGAUUAAAUACAUUGUAGGGUGUAACGGUAAUCUAAUCCCUUUACAGUGUA
Molecule: messenger RNA, 3846 nt
Organism: Cannabis sativa
Lineage: Eukaryota; Viridiplantae; Streptophyta; Magnoliopsida; Rosales; Cannabaceae
Exons: 3
Coding region: 2085-3056 (323 amino acids)
Source: RefSeq, a predicted model, not a curated record